GCUACGUCUACGCACGCCUCGUGCAGCGCGACGACGAGGCCAAGCCUCCCACGCUGGAGGUCAGCCUCGUGCGCCUCGGCGCGGGCGUGGUGCCUGCCACGCUGGCCUCGGCCGCGUUCCCGCUGGCAGAGGGCAGCCGGUGGGUCCGCCUGAACUUCACCCUGAGGCCCGCCGGGGGCGCCGAGUGCCGCGUCGAGCGCCGCCGCGCGGGCUGCUUCGCGGCCGGGCCGCGGAGCUCCGCGAGCACGCCGGAGGGCGAGUGCGUCGUGUGCGACGGUGGCCUGGUCCGCCGUUCUCUCGCGGCCGGCCCC
Molecule: messenger RNA, 311 nt
Organism: Prorocentrum cordatum
Lineage: Eukaryota; Dinophyceae; Prorocentrales; Prorocentraceae
Source: the annotation of a GenBank genome assembly